GACUCACUGAAUGGGAUAUUCUCCACUGGGAAAGUACUCUCUGAAGGACCAUCUCUGACAGACUGGUACAUGUCAGCUACCGCCACAGCUCCUCUGGAGAGACGUGAAAAACCAGAUCCUCACGUCACUCUCCAUUUGACUCCAGCCAUCACAGCUACGUCUACCACAGCACCUCCACCUGCCUCUGUCCACCAUGAGUGACGACAGGGAAAGACAGGGUGCCGAUGGAGGCUACGGGGCUGAACAGCUGCCCAACGUCAAACCCAAACCUGACGGCAUCAAGAAGGAGAAAAAGGAGAAAUCCACCAAGGUGCGUAGGUCCAUGAGCACUGACUCCGAGAGAGGAGGGGGAUCUGGGAGAAGGAGGGAGAGAAAGAGAGACAAAGGGUUUAGAAGGGAGCGUGGUAGAAGUGAGGAGAACAGGAGGCAAGACAGGGCUGGAGAUGACAGCAACCGGAAGGAGUCAGACCCCCAGGAAAACGACAUGGAGGACACUGAGUGCGUGGUUUGCUUCUGCGAAUACGACAACGUCUUUAAAACCCCCAAGCUGCUCUCCUGCGGGCACACCUUCUGUCUGGAGUGCCUGGCCCGGAUCAACGUCACCUCCUUAGAGCUCAAGUCUCUUUCCUGCCCUGUGUGUCGAGAGCUCACCAACCUACCCCAUGGCCGCAACCUGCCCCAGCUGGGCAACAACAAGGACAUCUUCCGCAAACUCCCUCCAGAGAUGCAGAGGGCACUGUCCGUGCGCUUCAAGCGCAGCAAGGGCAAGCUGGUCCUCAAGAAGCCCCCUCCUGGUACUAGCAGCCUGGCCAAGUCCAGCCUCACCCUGCCCAUUCCCAAGAAGCAGGACCGGCAGGCCUCCAGCAACCUCCAGCUGGGCACCAUGGAUCAGGGCCUCGCCACUGUCGUGGACGUGGGUCGCCCCCCUAGCAGGGUCAGAGGUCGCCUGCGCAGGAUGUUCCGCACGGACCAGUGCUACUACACCGUGAUGGCAUCCAUCAUCACCAUCAUUGUGGUGCUGAUGCUGAUGGGCAUCCUGGCCUUCAUGGUCUUGCCCAAUGUGGUCCUCCCCAACGGCAGCAAACCCAUCCAGGGGAAUUCCAGCCAACCAUAACCAGGGGGUCAAUUACCCUGAGGAAAAGAGGGGAUGGUGGUGGGAUGAAGGGAAGUAAGACCAGAGGAGAGAAUCACUCAGAUAUUUUGAGAGGACAAAUAUUGUCAGUGAUCCUAAUAUCUGCCAUUUCAUUUUCUUUACUAAUACUCAGUUAUGAAGAAAAUGUGAAUGAACUGAAAAGAAAGGUGGCCCUGAAAGCACUAGUGCACACUCAACUGGGGUCAAUACAUAACAAGGGCCAUGUUGUUUAUGAAGGACUGAUGCACAAGAAGUACUAAUGGGAAAAGUGUCACAAGAGUUAUUUUUUAUCCACCAUUUUGUCUUCCUUCCUGCAGUAUAUAGAUCAUGAACAUGGAACAUUUACCCAAAUGUGAACGGGACAGCUAUUGCGGUGAAGUCAGAGAGGACAAUUAAUGUUGUCUGGGGAAAUGUAAUUCAUUAUAAAGUUGUGUACUAUGUAAUUGCACUGAUGUCUGCCAUGGAGAAUUAUUACAAAUUAGAGAUUAUUUGAUUACA
Salvelinus fontinalis (brook trout) is the source of this 1630-nucleotide messenger RNA. RefSeq names its product RING finger protein 225-like. NCBI's taxonomy places the organism in Eukaryota, Metazoa, Chordata, Actinopteri, Salmoniformes, Salmonidae. The record is from RefSeq and is a predicted model, not a curated record. Gene Ontology annotation, molecular function: ubiquitin protein ligase activity. The transcript is spliced from 2 exons. Bases 194 to 1114 code for a protein of 306 amino acids. Gene Ontology annotation, biological process: protein ubiquitination.